This is a messenger RNA of Fibroporia radiculosa, 1152 nucleotides long. RefSeq lists its product as uncharacterized. Gene Ontology annotation, molecular function: polygalacturonase activity. The record is from RefSeq and is a predicted model, not a curated record. NCBI's taxonomy places the organism in Eukaryota, Fungi, Basidiomycota, Agaricomycetes, Polyporales, Fibroporiaceae. The transcript has 15 exons. Gene Ontology annotation, cellular component: extracellular region. The coding region runs from base 1 to 1152 and encodes 383 amino acids. Gene Ontology annotation, biological process: pectin catabolic process.
AUGUUUGCCAAGUCUGCUCUCCUCGCUGCUGUGCUCGUCGCGCCGUUCGCGCUCGCGGUCCCCUCGCCCACCAAGACGGCCAAGAGGGCAACAUGCACGGUUGACUCGGUUGCUGCCGCAGCAGACUUGUCUGAUUGCUCAGACGUUGUCAUCUCGUCAUUCACGGUUGAGAACAAUGGUGCGAGCGUCAUCCCUCCUUACGAUGCCUUGAACAUCUUGCUCAUCAGCACUCACUCAUCAGAAACCGUCACUAUGAACUUUGCUCAAGGUGCUACGGUUACUAUGUCAGGCGAAGUGACUUUUGCCAGUACAGUUGCGUCUGGUCCACUCAUCACGUUCGAGGGUUCGGACGUUUCAUUCAAUGGUGGUGGAUUCUCAUUCAACGGCAAUGGUGCAUACUACUGGGAUGGCCAGGGAACAAACGGGGGGAAGCCCAAACCCCAUCCAUUCAUGAAGCUCAAGGCCUCUGGGACUUUUGAAAAUUUUGUCGUCCUGAACAGCCCUGCGCAAGCUAUCUCGGUCGGCAAUGACGAGCCAUUGACCAUCACGCAAGUUUACGUGAAUAACCUGGCAGGGAAUGUCGAUAAUUUAGGACACAACACUGAUGGUUUUGACGUCUCUGCGUCCGAUGUAACAAUCACGAACUGUAUCGUUCAGAAUCAAGACGAUUGCAUUGCUAUCAACGCUGGCAACAACAUCGUCUUCUCGAACAAUAUCUGCUCCUUUGGACAUGGCAUGUCUAUUGGAUCUAUCUCCUCUGGAAAGACGGUCUCGGGAGUGAUCUUCUCCGAUAACUUCGUCAGUGAAUCUAUGUACGGCACUCGUAUCAAAGUGGACUCGGAUGCGACGAGUGGAAGUGUUAGUAACGUAACGUGGUCCGGGAACACGAUUACAGGUAUUACUAGUUACGGAGUGCUGAUCACACAGUCAUAUCCUGAUAAUGACAGUGCGCCCGGAAAUGACACCAUAAUCAGCGACGUCAAUUUCGUUGGCCUUCCCACGGAAGUCUCAGUGAACUCGGAUGCGUACAGGAUCACUGUUGAUUGUGGCAACUGUACUGGUACGUGGGACUGGUCCGGUCUGAUUGCCACUGGCGGCGAGACCAGUAAUGUUGACCCCGAUCAAGCCACGAUCCAGGGUGGGUAUUACUGA